AUGCAGCCCGCCGGCCGCGAAAUGCACGGCGGCGGGCAGGGGCAGGACGACUUCUUCGAGCAGAUGCUGUCCGCGCUGCCGACGGCCUGGGCCGAGCUCGGCUCCGUCAGGCCCCCCUGGGAGCUCCAGGCGGCCGGCGCGCCCCCGCACGACGGCGACCCCGGGUUCGACGAGUCCGCCCUCCUCGCCUCCCGCCUCCGCCACAACCAGAUCAGCGGCGGCGGAGGGGACGACAAGCCGCCGCCGGCCAUGCUUCCCCGCCACGGCCUCGACGGCGGGGGGUUCCUGCCGCUGCCUCUGUUCACUGACCGGUCGCGGGAGGACCUGCAGGGGGCUAACCAGGCGCUGUUCGACGGGUUCGGGGCCGCCGGAAUGCACGCCGCCGGCGCCGCGCAGCCGCCGUUCGGGCAGGUGAGCCAAGAACCACCGCCGCGUCCAGCUUUGGCUUUGUUCCGUGUUUCAUCAGUCGCACUAACAGAACUCUGCCUUCUUUCCCCCCGUGCAUCGAAGGCCGGCUCAAUGCCGCCGCCAGCGGCGCAGGGCGGGGCGGCGGCGCCGCCGCGGCAGCGGCAGCGGGCGAGGAGGGGGCAGGCCACCGACCCCCACAGCAUCGCCGAGCGUCUCAGAAGGGAGAGGAUAGCGGAGAGGAUGAAGGCGUUGCAGGAGCUGGUCCCGAACGCCAACAAGACCGACAAGGCAUCGAUGCUCGACGAGAUCAUUGAUUAUGUCAAGUUCCUCCAGCUUCAAGUCAAGGUUCUCAGCAUGAGCCGAUUAGGCGGAGCUGCUGCAGUUGGCCCUCUGGUUGCUGGCUUGUCAUCAGAGAGCAGCGGAAAUGGAAACGGGACCAGCAGCAGCGGCGACGGCAAUGGCGACGAUGACAAUGGUGGCAGCACCUUGCGGGCGACAGAGCAACAGGUGGCGAGGCUGAUGGAGGAGGACAUGGGCACUGCCAUGCAGUACCUGCAGGGCAAGGGGCUCUGCCUGAUGCCGAUCUCCCUUGCCUCGGUCAUCUCCUCCGCAACCUCAUCGUCGCUCCGCUCCGCCACCCGCCCUGCUGGUAAUGCCGGAGGACCCCUGCACGAAGGCGGUAGCCCUGCGUCGCCUCAGUUGGUGAACAGCAUGGGCACCGAUGGCUCCCGGACCAUCGGGGACGGCAGUGGACAGUGA
This is a messenger RNA of Triticum turgidum subsp. durum (durum wheat), 1167 nucleotides long. NCBI's taxonomy places the organism in Eukaryota, Viridiplantae, Streptophyta, Magnoliopsida, Poales, Poaceae. The record is from the annotation of a GenBank genome assembly.